GUGUCUAUUCUAUCCGCUUGUUAAUUCUCAUGAAGUAGUAGAAAAAUGGCUGGCUAUCUUUAGCACACACCAUAGAAAACCACCAUCCAACUUAUAAAUUCCUUUGCCUCUGUAUUCUCUCACUUUCUCUCUCUAACUUGUCUAUUAUCUACAAUGGCAGCCUUACAAUCUCUUGCAUUGUCUUCUCCAAUUUCUCAUUGUCAACAACAACAACAACGUUCACAUUCAGGCUUGGUAUCUUCACCUCGGGUUGUUUAUCAAAGUGCAAAUUCUUCAUUGAAUGGACAAGCAAUGCAGAUACCUCGUCAGCGAUGGGUUCCAUUAAGGGGAAGUUCUCGGACGUCUAGAGCUAUAACUAUGAUGGUUAAGCCAGUAAUUCAGUUCAUUCAAGGAACUGAUGAACGGACAAUUCCAGAUGUUAGGUUAACAAAGUCGAGAGAUGGUUCAAAUGGUGUGGCAAUAUUCAGCUUUGAUCAACCUUCAGUAUUCGAUUCAUCUACUGAACUCGGUGAUAUCACUGGCUUUUACAUGAUUGACGAAGAAGGGGUUCUUAACACAGUUGAUGUUAGUGCCAAAUUUGUUAAUGGAAAACCCUCGAGAGUAGAAGCAAAGUACACCAUGCGAACUACACGUGAUUGGGACAGGUUCAUGAGGUUCAUGGAACGCUACUCAGACGCUAACGGGUUGCAGUUCAUCAAAAAAUGAUGCCAUACUUCCUUUCCUCCACUUGUAUCUGGCAUUUCGAGAAAAUUAUUUGAUGCCUAUGUAGCUAUUACAGAAUUGUUGUUUCUCCACUUGUAACGAUUUUUUCCCACUUGAGUAAUAUGUAAGUCACUCCUUGUGAAAACUAGAUCUUUUUCAUAUGCCAUAUAUGCCAUCUAAGAAGAAAUGAAAAAUGGUUAUGUAGCUAUUUAAAGAUGUUUUAGAGGUGUUUGACGUCUUUGUGGACACUUGAAA
Molecule: messenger RNA, 957 nt
Organism: Papaver somniferum (opium poppy)
Lineage: Eukaryota; Viridiplantae; Streptophyta; Magnoliopsida; Ranunculales; Papaveraceae
Product: photosystem II reaction center PSB28 protein, chloroplastic-like
Exons: 2
Coding region: 154-705 (183 amino acids)
Biological process (GO): photosynthesis
Cellular component (GO): chloroplast thylakoid membrane; photosystem II; photosystem II oxygen evolving complex
Source: RefSeq, a predicted model, not a curated record